CAACGUGCACCACGGCUGGAGCAAGUUUGUUGGGAGACCAGAAGAUGAUGGAGGCUGGAGAGGAAAUGGAGCGAGUCCUGAAAAAAAGGCAAGUCCUGCUGUUCUUUGUUUUGCUGGGCAUAGCUGAGGCUGGGUCCACCCUUAGGCGUUACUCAGUGGAGGAGGAAGCAGAGAAUGGCUUUUUUGUGGUCAAUUUGUUAAAGGACCUGGGGCUGGAGGUAGAGGAACUCGCUGCGCGGGGACCACGAGUCAUUUCCAAAGGGAAAAAAUUAAACUUAGAGUUCAGUAGGCAGACGGGGGAUUUGUUGUUAAGGGAGAAACUGGACAGAGAGGAACUGUGCGGCCCCGCCGAACCCUGUGUGAUACCUUUCCAGGUGUUACUGGAAAAUCCUUUGCAGAUUUUUCAGGCUGAACUACAGAUUGGGGACAUAAAUGAUCAUUCUCCCGUUUUUCUGGACAAAGAAAUAAUUUUGAAAAUUUCAGAAAUGGCUGCUUCCGGAACCACUUUCCUAAUAGAACGGGCUCAAGAUUUAGAUGUAGGAAGCAACGGUCUGCAAACUUACACAAUCAGCCCCAAUUUCUAUUUUCAUCUUAAAUUACAAGACAGUCCUGAUGGCACAGUAUUGCCACAGCUGGUACUGGACAAAGUGCUGGAUCGGGAGGAACAGUCUGAAAUCAGAUUAAUACUCACAGCAAUAGAUGGUGGGAUUCCACCCAGGUCUGGCACUGCCCUGGUCCUUAUUGAAGUCUUGGACAUCAAUGACAAUGCCCCCACAUUUUCAAAGAUUCGAUAUGAGGUUCAGGUCCCAGAGAACAAUCCUGUUGGAUCCCAGGUUGCUGUGGUCUCUGCUAGGGAUUUAGACAUUGGGGACUAUGGACAAAUAGUUUACUCUUUUUCCCAAGCUUCUGAAGACAUUCGGAAAACAUUUCGAAUGAAUGCAACAUCCGGAGAAAUCCUUUUAGCAAAGACACUGGAUUUCGAGUCCAUCCAGACAUACACAGUAUCUGUUCAGGCUACAGAUGGUGGGGGACUUUCUGGAAGCAGUGUGGUGUUUAUCCAAGUGAUGGAUUUGAACGACAACUCACCUGAACUGACUGUGUCCACACUUAAUAAUCACAUCCCAGAAAACUCCCCGGAAACCGUAGUUGCUGUGUUCAGUGUUGCAGAUCCUGACUCUGGAGACAACGGAAAAAUAGUGUGCUCCAUCCAAGAAGAUCUUCCUUUUAUUCUAAAACCCUCAGUUGAGAACUUUUACACUCUUGUGACAAACACAGCCCUGGACCGGGAGACCAGAUCACAGUACAACAUCACCAUCACCAUCACCGAUCUGGGCACACCCAGGCUCACAACCCAGCACACCAUAAUUGUGCAGGUGUCUGAUGUCAACGACAACGCCCCCACCUUCACUGAAACCUCCUACACCCUGUUUGUCCAGGAGAACAACAGCCCCGCCCUGCACAUAGGCACCAUCAGCGCCACAGAUUCAGACUCAGGCUCCAAUGCCCACAUCACCUACUCGCUGCUGCCCACCCACGACCCGCAGCUGGCCCUCUCCUCUCUCAUUUCCAUCAAUGCAGACAAUGGGCAGCUGUUUGCGCUCAGGUCUCUGGACUAUGAGGCCCUACAGACCUUCGAGUUCCGCGUGGGCGCCACAGACCAAGGCUCACCAGCCCUCAACAGCCAGGUGCUGGUGCGAGUGCUCAUGCUGGAUGGUAAUGACAAUGCGCCCUUCGUGCUCUACCCUCUGCAGAAUGCCUCUGCGCCCUGCACUGAGCUGCUGCCCAGGGCGGCAGAGCCUGACUACCUGGUUACCAAGGUGGUGGCUGUUGACCGCGACUCUGGCCAGAAUGCCUGGCUGUCAUUCCAGCUUCUCAAGGCCACAGAGCCAGGGCUGUUCAGCGUGUGGGCUCACAAUGGCGAGGUGCGCACCUCCAGGCUGCUGAGUGAGCGCGAUGCUCCCAAGCACAGGCUGCUGCUCCUGGUCAAGGAUAAUGGCGAUCCUCAGAGGUCUGCCAGUGUCACUCUGCAUGUGCUGGUGGUGGAUGGCUUCUCUCAGCCCUACCUGCCUCUGCCUGAGGUGGCGCGCGACCCCACACUGGAGGAAGACUCCCUCACGCUGUACCUGGUCAUUGCUUUGGCUUCUGUGUCUUCGCUCUUCCUCUUGUCUGUGCUGCUGUUCGUGGGAGUAAAGCUGUGCAGGAGGGCCAGGACGGCCUCGCUGGGUGGCUGCUCUGUUCCUGAGGGCCACUUUCCUGGUCACCUGGUGGAUAUCAGUGGAGCAGGGACUCUGUCCCAGAGCUACCAGUAUGAGGUAUGUCUGAUGGGCGAUUCUUCUGGGACCAGCGACUUCAAAUUCUUGCAGCCAGUUCACCCUAGCUCCCUGCCCCAGUGCUCUGGGAAAGAAAUAGUGGAAAAUUCUACUCUCCGCAAUAGUUUGGGAUUUAAUCAUUAUUAGAAAGCUACUUAAUAGAUAUUUACUUCCCAACAUCAUCUUGUUGAUUAAAUUCUGUAUACUUGUUAGU
Phodopus roborovskii (desert hamster) is the source of this 2523-nucleotide messenger RNA. RefSeq names its product protocadherin beta-2. Gene Ontology annotation, biological process: homophilic cell-cell adhesion. Lineage: Eukaryota; Metazoa; Chordata; Mammalia; Rodentia; Cricetidae. The transcript is spliced from 3 exons. The coding region runs from base 45 to 2456 and encodes 803 amino acids. The record is from RefSeq and is a predicted model, not a curated record. Gene Ontology annotation, cellular component: plasma membrane. Gene Ontology annotation, molecular function: calcium ion binding.